UUGUACUAUCUAGUUAUAGUUAUAUUGUACUUCUAAAACAAUUUCUUGUUCAGUACCUAGCGACAAUGAAUCGGAAGAGCAUUGUUGUUUUGUGCACUGUGCUAGCAGUGACAUCAUGUGUUGAGGACUUGACGUUUCCACCUGGAUUCUUAUGGGGAGCGGCCACUGCAGCUUAUCAGGUCGAAGGAGGGUGGAAUGCCAGUGACAAAGGAGAAAGCGUAUGGGAUCGUUUAAGCCAUGAACAUCCCGAGAUGAUAACAGAUCUGACCAAUGGAGACGUGGCUUGCGACUCCUACCACCUGUGGAGGAGAGACAUCGAAAUGGCUAAAGAACUUGGAUUGCAAUUCUAUAGGUUAUCAAUAUCCUGGCCUCGUCUGCUCCCGUCUGGUUUUCCUAACCAUAUCAGCGAGGAUGGCAAGAACUACUACAACAACCUGAUCGAUGGUCUACUGGAGAAGGGGAUCGAGCCUUUCGUUACUUUAUACCACUGGGAUUUGCCGCAAAGUCUACAAGAUUUAGGUGGCUGGACAAACCCUCUCGUCGCCGACUGGUUUGUCGACUACGCAAGGGUCGCUUACACCCUUUUCGGUGACCGUGUGAGGUGGUGGAUCACCAUCAACGAGCCCCUGAUCAUCUGCGACGUGGUUUACAGCUCUGGCAUCCUGGCUCCUCCCAUUAUGAGCCCAGAAGUUGGAGCUCACUUGUGCUCUAAGAACGUGGUGAUGGCUCACGCUAAGGCUUAUAGGCUAUACGAUGAAGAGUUUAGACCUAAGUAUCAUGGUAAGGUAUCGCUGGCUAAUCAUCACAUUUGGUUUGAACCACUGUCGCCAGCCGAUGCUGAACUGGCAGAAUUAGCGAGAGAGAACUGUGUCGGGAAAUACGCUCAUCCGAUUUAUUCCAAGGUCGGUGGUUGGCCCCCAGCAUUGGAGAAGGCGCUGGGAGACUAUUACUCGAAGCAAGGGUACUCCAAGCCAAUACUUCCACCAUUUACUCAAAAGGAGAUUGAAUAUGUUAGAGGAACCUUCGACUUUUACGCCCUAAACCAGUACACUAGUCGUCUGAUCCGCCCAGCGAGGGAAGGUGAGACCUUCGAACCCUGGCCUUUAGGAGACGCCAUCCAACUCAAUGCUAAAACGGAACGAGAUGAGAGCUGGUCUACCACUCUGUCAUUCUGGUUUUUCGUGCAUCCGGAAGGUAUUAGGCGUCAACUGGUCUGGUUGAAGCAACAGUAUGGAGAUAUAGAGUUCGUUGUCACGGAGAAUGGUCGGUCAACACAAGCUGGAUUGGAUGAUCAGGACAGGAUUGAUUACUAUAGGAAGUACUUGAGACAGAUCUUGUUGGCGAUGAAAGAGGACGGUGUCAAUGUGACUGGGUAUACCGCUUGGACUUUGAUGGACAACUUCGAGUGGAUGGAUGGACUUAGUAACAAAUUUGGACUUUACGAGGUGGAUUUUAACGACCCGCUGCGUACACGCACUCCUCGAGCCUCAGCGAACUUCUAUUCAAACCUUAUAAAGACAAACACAUUGGAUUUAGGCACAAUACAGGACGAACUAUGACAUGUGAUAUUAUCAUAUUAUUGUUGUAAAUAUGUAGUCUAGAUGCUUAGUGAGUAAAAAAUAAAAUAGCAAG
This is a messenger RNA of Spodoptera litura, 1632 nucleotides long. Its product is annotated as myrosinase 1-like. Gene Ontology annotation, molecular function: beta-glucosidase activity. The record is from RefSeq and is a predicted model, not a curated record. Gene Ontology annotation, biological process: carbohydrate metabolic process. Lineage: Eukaryota; Metazoa; Arthropoda; Insecta; Lepidoptera; Noctuidae.